Messenger RNA from Nymphalis io (European peacock), 1302 nucleotides. RefSeq lists its product as uncharacterized. Lineage: Eukaryota; Metazoa; Arthropoda; Insecta; Lepidoptera; Nymphalidae. Bases 298 to 1302 code for a protein of 334 amino acids. The transcript is spliced from 10 exons. The record is from RefSeq and is a predicted model, not a curated record.
ACAGUCUGUCAGUUUUUCGACUGCCAUGAUGACCCAAACUUCGAGCCAGACGAGGGACCUCUUACUGAGCUCCAGUUCACGUGGCUUGGAGCUUUGCAGUAUAUACAUGUAAAAAAUGGUACACCACACUACUUUAGAGUUCCAAGAGUGGUUCUCAUUAGUCAGCAAUUCGUUCUCUCAACAGCUGUGGACGCAGCACAUAUACCUGAUGGAUAUGCUUUGGGCAAUAUUGUCUUCGGAGAUUACGAACGUGAUGAAGGUGAGUGUAAGAUCUCCAUAGAAGAUUUAGCAGCGGGUAUGGAGUGCGAGCCUGCAGUACUAUUAAUGCCCAUAGCUGACGUUCUCUUGCACCCUGAGUACAAACAUUUUGAAACAAAAACAAGCAUCGCUUUGUUAAAACUUAUCUCACCUGUAAAAUCGAAGUAUAUGGUACCAGCUUGUCUACCUUUCAAGAAUUUUUUGAUUGGAAAAAAUGGAAAGCAGACAACGGAAAAGAUUUAUCAUGUCGACUUUGUAAGCGAUGUUCCAAGAGAUUUCUUGGAAGAAGAAAAGGAAGUAUCCCGUUUAAAUUUACUGCCAAGGGAACUGUGCUACUUGUACGAUAAUCCCCCGAAUAUAACCCGUGGACCUAAGGAUCGUAUGGCGUGCACCACUGGUUGCGGGUUCCAUUCAGGAUCACCAAGUUUAGUACACGAACAUACUGGUCAUUGGUCUAUCGUCUCGUUAUCCCAAGGUGGUUCUCCUUGUCCAGAUCCGCUACGUACCCGUCGACCACCAUCACCGCCUCGUCAUACACUUAUACAUCCGUAUGUUCCUUGGAUCACCGCUGCGAUUACUGGAAAGGCAGUUGGUGCUUUUGCGAAAGACGACCCAUUUGGUUACGUGAUGCCCCGUUCCUCUUUAUACGACAUGAUCGGACAUCGCUGGGUCGGUCAUUGGUGGAUGGGUGGUCUUCGCUGCUACGAUAGAGGAGAGGCCGCCCUAGACAUCUUUAGAUUUUACCACGAAGUAUUCCAAGUGAAACCUGUGACAUUGACCUACCUUACGUACUAUUUGGAGAUUUCUGGUGCUCAUGACACGAUGAUAAUCUGCGUAAAAGUUGGAAUGCCAUAUCAACUGGGGCAGCCUAAGGUUUGGCAACUGGAUAGUCCGGAAGUGAAGGUAAGAGUACCUCUCGUGACAUUUGCUCACCUCUACAAGUUCCAAGUAGAAGCUUGGGGGUACAAUUCCACCGAAUCGGAGUCCUCAUCGCAGUCAUCUUCAUCAGUUCAAAGUCGUUCGGAUGAAGUUGCCGGUCGUUAA